CAUUCUGGGUUCGGUCGGAUUCGCAAUGGAAUUGCCCAAGGACAAUAUACUACAUUACGAAUCUGGAAAAAAUUGUUCCAAUUCUUUUUUGCAGAAGAUAAUUUUUGAAAAAUCGAAUGUAACUGAAAAAUAUACGAAUUCAGAAAAUGCAUUCUGUUCUGAAUCUUAUAUCUUUUCUGUAUAUUUCCGUUAUUAAUAUUCAUUCGAAAUCCUCCAUUCAUCCUAAUCUUGAUUUGAUCCGAUCAUAUAAUGUAAUUGAAGUAAACACCGAUUUUGGAAAUAAGAAUAUACCAGAGCCUCUCCGAUUAAGUAAGCAUUAUAUUUCUGUCCAGUUCUAUGCUUACGGAAGGACAUUCAGGCUUUCUUUGCUGGAAGACAGGUCUAUUUUUACUCCCCACAGUAUGGUAUUCAUACACAAAAAUAAUAAGAUUAUCAAAAUGUAUCCACGUAACGUCCUCGGUUCCUCCAUUUUCGAAGGAAUUAUUGAGGGGGAGAGUAGAUCAUUAGUCAAUGGAUACUUUGAUGGUGGCAUUUUCACUGGGCGAGUCGAUACGGGUGAAGAAAUUUAUUACCUCGAACCGGCUUCUGUUCAUCUAAAAGAUGAAAUUUACGCGGAUAAAGUCAUGAUCUAUAAAGAAAAAGACGUAUUGCCUGUAGGUUGCAAAUUCCAGGAUGGUAAACAUGUUUGUCGGGAACAUUCAAGAACCGCAGAUGACACGGUUUCUAUUGAAGAAAUGCAUUUUCACCCAUUUAAUGUUUCAGAAAUAUUACAGACUGAAUCAAUGGAGAUCGAAAGAAAUUUAAAAUGUGAAUUAGAACUUCUUGCGGAUCAUACCUUUUCUUCCUAUAAGAAAAACGAUCGCUCAAGUAUCAUCGCUGCAAUGAUAUAUCAUGUGAAAUUAGCCGAUAAAAUAUUUCGUUUUACCGAUGUGGACAAUGAUUUAGUAGCAGAUGGCAUAGGAUUCCUUGUAAAUAAAAUCUCCAUUUUCGAAGAUAAAAAUCAACCGGGUUAUCCACUGAAAGAAAACAGCAGCAAUAGUGAUACCGUUUUUAGAUCGUUGACCUCGUACAAUCAACGGCAAUGUCUGUUAGUUGCUUUCGCUCACAGAGACUUCGAUGGUGGGGUGAUUGGGAAAGCUUUUGUGCCAUCUCCUAGAGGAGUUGGAGGAAUCUGUUCACGUUUACGUGGUCAAAGCGUCAAUAAUAAUCUUAUCACGAUACGUAACUCGGGUCAAGUUUUACCUGCGGUGAAAGUGACUCUAGCUACAACCCACGAAAUUGGGCACAGUUUUGGAAGCAAACAUGAUCCAGUAGAUGAUCCAAAUUGUUCUCCUGGAAUUUCCAUUGGCAAUUAUAUCAUGUAUCCAUCUGUGUCACAUGGUGAUAAAGGCAACAACUGGGUAUUUUCGUCGUGCAGCCGAAAAAUGAUGAAGGACGUUAUCAUCGCCAACGGUCGUUGUUUAAAAAAGCAAACAACUGCUGUCUGCGGAAAUUCGAUAACAGAAGACGGAGAAGAGUGCGACUGCGGCCAGCAAUGUAACACUUUAGAUAAAUGUUGCGUUCCACCGGGAUCCUACGAUGAGUGUACCAUUAAGAAAAGCCAAGGAGUCCAGUGUAGUCCUCGUGAAGGACAGUGCUGUACAGAUGAUUGUAAAAUUGUUUCGGCGGAAGCCCAAACUCUAUGUUUUAUCAAUCUUCCUUGCCGGAAAAGAAUUUCUAUGUGUGAUGGACUUUCGUCAUUUUGUCCAGAAACAUUUGUACCUGAUGGUACACCAUGUAUGGAAUCUAUUCGUACGUGCUUUUCUGGCAUUUGCAGAAGCGACGUUUGUAACGAUAACAACUUGCGAAGUUGCGAAUGUUCCGUUUUGAGCGGGAAAGAAUGCCAUGUUUGCUGUUUGGAUACUUCCAACACAUGCCAUUCCGUUCUAGAUUUAAACAUCAGAGUUUCAAAUGGAAGAUAUUUUAAGCUUCACGGAACGCCUUGCAAUUACAAUAGAGGAAAAUGCAGAAGCAAUGGAACGUGUUCGAGAGACGCACCCGAAGGAACGCGUUUUCCGCCCAGAUUGACACGGAGUCCAACAAGAUUUCAGACAAUUCGACCAAGGUUUACACCACGAAGACCAACUUUUCGACCAUGGUAUACACGUCCGAGAGCAACGCGGUCAUUUCCAACACAACCACCUCGGUUUCCUCCAAGACAGCCUCCUUCACCGAGAAUACCGCCAAAGUAUCCACCUUUUCCUCCACCAAGAAUACCGCCGCAAUACCCCCCUUUUCCUCCGAGAUCACCUCCCGAUUCGGGGCCUCGCAAAUUUGAGAGGGGACUUAAUUAUUCCACUAUAUACAAAUUUUGGCCAUUCUUCUUACCAUUGCCUAUACUCUUUGUAUUCAUAGUAGUAAUUUACAUAUGUUCUUGUAGACAGUGACUAUCUUAAAAACUAUUUACAUUAUCUAAAUUAAAACAUUUGUGCGUAUGUAAAUACGAAUUUAGUGUGUGUGUCUUAUGAAAUUCUCGUAAAAAGCAUCGUAG
Molecule: messenger RNA, 2530 nt
Organism: Centruroides sculpturatus (bark scorpion)
Lineage: Eukaryota; Metazoa; Arthropoda; Arachnida; Scorpiones; Buthidae
Product: disintegrin and metalloproteinase domain-containing protein 10-like
Exons: 4
Coding region: 147-2426 (759 amino acids)
Biological process (GO): membrane protein ectodomain proteolysis; Notch signaling pathway
Cellular component (GO): plasma membrane
Molecular function (GO): metalloendopeptidase activity
Source: RefSeq, a predicted model, not a curated record